Messenger RNA from Dissoconium aciculare CBS 342.82, 2390 nucleotides. RefSeq lists its product as uncharacterized. Bases 441 to 2201 code for a protein of 586 amino acids. The record is from RefSeq and is a predicted model, not a curated record. The transcript has a single exon. Lineage: Eukaryota; Fungi; Ascomycota; Dothideomycetes; Mycosphaerellales; Dissoconiaceae.
CGCUGGGCAUUCGUUUCAUCAUGCCCAGAAUGGUAAGAGUCGCCAAACAUGAUGGUGUUUUCCACGGUUCUUGUUUCAGAUGGCCGAUAGUCAGCCGCCAGGUCGUUCAUUCGCCGAUGCUUUGGGGAAUAUGUCCUCGGCACACUUCAUGACGAUGGUAGGUCCUCACCCUUAUAGAGACGGUUGUCCAUCCGCAUUGGCGCCUGUGGUCUGAGAUCUUCUUCCUCAUGUACAUGCUCCGGUUUGUGUGCUCUUGAUCUUUCUUUUUGGCACGGCCUGCGACGAAUCUCCUUUUGUGCUUCAUUGUUUCUUUUGUAAUCAUCAUUCCGCGGAGCUGGCCUCUGCUUCGAGCGCUGCACGAAAACUCACACAUAGUGUUUAUUGUUAAUAAUCGUGCUUCAUCUUCUCGGCGCUGGACGCCUUUUCAAGCACUCGAAAUCAUGGCAAACCGGACCACCACACCUCCUACGCUCAGCACAGCUUACGAUCUGGAGAACUUCCACUGCCCCGGUGGCAGCGCAAGUACAGCUUCAACAUCGUCUUAUUACUACAAUAGCUGGUCGCCUCAAACGGACAACACUCUAGCCACUACGCCUCCAAAAUCGCCUGGAAACAAUCUGGUUGACUCUCAGGCUCAAUGGUCGCUCUCGAAGCCAUUCGAUUACAGCCAAAUGAAUGGUUAUGUUGGACGGACCUCGGCGGCCAACCACCCUGGCCAUAGCCGUACGAUCUCUUGUCCAAGCAAUAUCCUCCCGCUUCAAUAUGGAAGCGAAUAUUUACCUCGUUCGGCGCUUGAUUAUCGAUCGGUCACACCGCCGGACGCCCACUCUGAAUACACCUAUGUCCCACAGCAGCUUCAUUACGAUAUGAAGCCGAUUGUCCCGACCGCUGCAAACCAACCAAGAGUUUUGCAAGCCUCAUCGCAACCCGUGCCAAGCGCUCGUGGCCACUCCCGAACUGGAUCCUCUGGAAGUGUCAACGCCGAACAGCUCAUGCGCCACGGAUUUCCGUAUCGUGCCGGUCCAGCUUUCCAGCCAGUCGGCAUGACUCUCCCGCCGAUUCCAAACGCCCUGAGUCACCUCGCUCCGAUUAUGAUGACAGGCGGACAGAUGCCAUCAUACAAGGACAAUCGCAGGAAUGUAACUCCUCCAGCCAGUAGAAGUCGCAUUAUCGCGACGACCGAUCCCAGCAUCGAUUCCGAAGUGCCAACUUCGACCGUUCUCAAGUAUCUGACUUCCUCAAAUCCAAUGCCCUCUCUGGUCAAACGUCUGCCAGAGCCUGGACACGACAGAAACGCACACUUCUGGUUUGACAUCCGAAACGUCAAACCGUGGGAAGAUUUCAAUGUGGACACGAUGAAAGCGGUUCCACAUCUGCUCGACCUUCUCGAAUUUCCUAUUCCUACGAGCAAAUUACCAAGCCCAGUCCGCCUAAACCAAACGCCAGAUAGUCUCCGCCAGCUAACAGACAUCUGUGCGCAACACCAUGCAGUCAAAGUCAACGCUGCGCUCAAAAUCACCCAGGGCGCCACCAAACACAUCACAAUUCGGACCUUGGCAGCCGCGACCGCUGCCAUGGCUCCUCGACAACAACCCGAAUUCGUCGCCAACUACCAAUCCGAUGACGACAAGAUCAUCUCCGGCAACGGCACCGGCCGAGUCGUCGGCAUCGUCAAAGGCUUCGAGCAGUGGAGCUCCAGCAUGCAAGGCGGCACUCCCACCGAACGCGUGAAAUAUCUCCGCCACCUCUCUCAUCUCCACGGCUUCAUGCGCGAGCACGGCACCCGCUACGGCUUCAUCAUGACCGAAGUCGAACUCGUCUGCGUGCGGGCCGGCGGCCCUCCAGCCGCCGACAACGUGCCUCUCUUCGGCUACCUCGAAGUCUCCCCGACGAUCCAGGUGAGCACGCAGGGCAGCGACGCGAGCGGGAAACUCCGCAUGACGGUCGGCCUUGCGCUGUGGUACCUCCACAUGUUGGCGAAGGAGCAGCCGUUCGUGGGCCAGUACCACUGGCGCAUGGACGCGGGCGCGCCGGCGGCGUUGACGCGCAAACGGCACCUCGCCCGCGAUGUCGGAUUUCCGAAACCUUGCUUGCCGGAGAAACGCGAGGCGAAGCGCGUGCGUGGAUGGGUGUGGCCGGAGGAGCCGUUGUCGAAACGGGAGGUGGGCAAGAAGCCGCGCGCCAGGAGCGGGCGGUCGUGAAUUCCGCACAGGCUUUUUCGUGUACAGUUUGGUGUUCAGCAAGCGAAAUUGAUUACUUGACAUUUUCGAAAGCUUAUAGAUUGGAAUAGUCCCACAACGGACAUGGGGAUGCGCGAGAACAGUACGCCUUGGCAUGAUAGAACUGAGAUAUCCCAUUUGAAUUUUCCUUUUUGGAUUUUAUCCUUUGAA